UCCAAAGCAAUCAAAAUUCCAUUUAUCACAAUGAAAACUGCCCAUUUCAUCCUAAUAUUUUGUCUCUUGGCUCUGGCUUCCCCAUUUGCCUAUGCAUCUGAUCCUAGUCCUCUCCAAGAUUUCUGCGUAGCCAUCAAUGACCCCAAGGAUGAAAUUAUAACAUUCUUCUUCUCGUCUCCACCAGUGUUUGUUAAUGGGAAGUUCUGCAAGGACCCAAAGCUUGCUAAAGCGCAAGACUUUUACUAUUCAGGGCUCAACAUCCCCAUAAACACAUCAAAUCCAGUGGGAUCGACUGUUACUCCAGUUAAUGUUGCUCAAAUACCAGGGCUUAACACUCUUGGCAUCUCAUUGGUUCGAAUUGAUUACGCACCAAAUGGUGGCCUAAACCCCCCUCAUACUCACCCUCGUGCCACCGAAAUCCUAGUCGUUGUGGAGGGCACACUCUACGUUGGCUUCGUGACAUCCAACACCGAUAAUCGUCUCAUUACCAAGGUCUUAUACCCUGGAGAUGUAUUUGUUUUCCCAAUUGGUCUCAUUCACUUUCAAUUCAAUGUGGGGAAAACCAAUGCCGUUGCCUUCGCUGCUUUGAGUAGCCAGAAUCCUGGUGUUAUUACCGUAGCAAAUGCAGUGUUUGGAUCAAAUCCACCCAUCAAUCCCGAUUUUCUCGUCAAGGCUUUCCAAUUGGACAAGAAUGUGGUGAAAAAUCUUCAGUCAAAAUUCUGGUGGGCUAACAAUUAGGGUAUAAUUCAAUUUGGAUUCAAAUUCACAAUUUGUUUGCAAUAAUCUUUGACUUGUUUCCUUUUCUACAAUAAUAAUUUUUUUUUUGGAAAGAAUAAAUAUAAAAAUUAUUUGCUUAUGUUGCUGUAAGCUUCUUUGUUAAGUAAUGAAAUUUAUUGUUU
Messenger RNA from Gossypium arboreum, 899 nucleotides. RefSeq names its product germin-like protein subfamily 1 member 14. The coding region runs from base 31 to 738 and encodes 235 amino acids. The transcript is spliced from 2 exons. The record is from RefSeq and is a predicted model, not a curated record. Gene Ontology annotation, cellular component: cell wall. Gene Ontology annotation, molecular function: manganese ion binding. NCBI's taxonomy places the organism in Eukaryota, Viridiplantae, Streptophyta, Magnoliopsida, Malvales, Malvaceae.